Messenger RNA from Sorghum bicolor (sorghum), 1893 nucleotides. RefSeq lists its product as uncharacterized. Bases 1 to 1401 code for a protein of 466 amino acids. The record is from RefSeq and is a predicted model, not a curated record. The transcript is spliced from 4 exons. Lineage: Eukaryota; Viridiplantae; Streptophyta; Magnoliopsida; Poales; Poaceae.
AUGGCGGCGGCGCAAGCUGCGCCUUGGUGGCUGGAUCCGGCUCCCCCACGCCCGGUUUUGCCGUCCCUACCUCUCUCCCUACCCCGAUGCCUUGGGCCGGUGGCGGGGGUGGCGGUGGCUCCGGCCCCACCGCCCUCCCUCCAUUCUCCUUCACCACCGGCGGAUCCCCUCCUCUCCUACAUCGACAAGGACGACCUUGAACUAUCGUGGACGGAUUGGGGCCUCCUGGGUCUCGAUCUCGUCGCGGGACACACGGUUCGGCUGCUGGCGUGCCGGCAGUGGGGCAGUGUGCCCUUCGCGUUUGUGCAGGGGCCAACUGCGGAAGGCACAACGCAGUUUGGUCACCGCGACGGCGUCGACCUCGGCAACCUCGUGGGUGAUAGCGUGCUGUUGGAGUGCCGGUGCGCGCCUCCCAUCUCACGGGCGAGUCCAACAAUGGCUCCGUGUGGUGUGGUGGUGAUCGGCUCCUCCCCUCGUCAGGAUGGUUGCUUGCCGGUGCGCGCCUCCCUCCGUCGCGGGCGAGUCCAGGUGUGGCUCCGCGCGGUGUGGCGGCGACCGGCACGUUUGGGCAUCCUUGUUGGCGCGCGCCUCCCACCGCCGCGGACGACCCACAGUCCAGACCUCCACCGCGUCCUCGUCUCCACCCAUUUCCGUUGCAGAGUACGUAGCUCGACAGUUUCUCAAAGCCACAGCCUCGAGCGGAGCGGGGCGAGGAUCGGAUCGGAGAGCCUACGCGCGCGGCGCUCGCGGCAGGAGCUGGCUACCCCUCGAGGUCGUCAGGGAGCGGCGUCGCCGCGCCCGCACGAGACGGCGGAGCUGGACGCGGCGGAGGCGUCGGCGUUCGUCGCCGGGGAGUCGGCGGAGCAGCGCAACCGCUUCCUGGUGCUGUGGCUGUACGAGGCGCUCAACGCCCGCGACGCGCGCCGGGCGCAGGAGCUGCUGGCGCCCGACCUCGAGUGGUGGUUCCAUGGGCCCCCCACGCGCCAGCACAUGAUGCGCCUCCUCACCGGCGCGGACCAGCGCGACAAGAGCCGCGGCGGUGGGGGAGUAGGAUUCGUCUUCUCCCCGCGCUCCGUCGACGCCUUCGGGUCCACCGUCAUCGCCGAGGGCGCGGACGACGCGCGCCAGCUCUACUGGGUGCACGCCUGGACCGUGGGACCCGAUGGGGUGAUCACGCAGCUCAGGGAGUACUUCAACACCGACCUCACCGUCACCCUCCUCUCCGGCGCCGCCGCCUCCGCCAAGAAAGCUGACAUUGCAGGCGCUCCGCGUAAGCAGCAGGACGCUGCCUCUUCUUCUUUCUCGUCCCCCUCGGCAGCUGCAGGGCCCAAAUGCCUGUGGCAGAGCCGCCGCGGCGACAGCGCACACAAGUCGCUGCCAGGCCUCGUCCUCGCCAUCUGAGAGUCGAGACAGCAAGAUCCAUCUACUACCCAGUCUACCCUCCAUUAUAAUAAGAUAAUAACAGUAUAAAGAUCCUAAAAUUCCAAACUAUUAUUGCAUAAAUAAUCUGGAACUUUUCUAGUCGUAUCGUAUAUAUGUACUCAGAGCCGGUCAGUGAAAACAACGAAAUGACGUGUGCGUAUGGACUGAACUGAACUGAACUGCUCCGUGUUGUGACUUGUGAGGUUCCGGUAACAGUUGCUUAGCUCGUGUCGUGUCGUGUGGUGUGGUGUUUGUGUCUGUGUAGAAAUCGUAGAUUGUUAAAUCAUGGAUUAUGGUGUGCGCUGCCAAUGCUGCUAUUGCAAUGGUCAUUUGUUAUGGUCUGAUGGAUAGAUGAUAUCGUGGCUGAAUAAAAGUUGCAUGAGUUGGAGGGUUAAGACGUGCGUAUCUUCCCUCUUCUUUCUUCCUCUUCUGAUUUUAUACUUAGUAUAUAUAGAAAUUUUCUCUCUUUUA